Messenger RNA from Zeugodacus cucurbitae (melon fly), 949 nucleotides. RefSeq lists its product as uncharacterized. NCBI's taxonomy places the organism in Eukaryota, Metazoa, Arthropoda, Insecta, Diptera, Tephritidae. The transcript is spliced from 2 exons. The coding region runs from base 185 to 646 and encodes 153 amino acids. The record is from RefSeq and is a predicted model, not a curated record.
ACUUGAGCCAUUCGGGGAGUGAUUGAUUGGGAAAACGUUCAGUCGACAACGGACGCGUUUGCCAUAUAGAUGAGCUGCAACAAAAUUUCUCUGUGAAACUCAAGUCCAUACAAAAAAUAAUACAAAAGUGCUGAGAAAGUGUGUUCGAAUUCGAAGACAAAAAAACAAAAAAACAAUAACAAACAUGUUUGACACAUUGCGGAAGUGCACGAUUGUCUUGAUCUGCGUUAAUUGUGUAUUAGCGGUCGAUUUGAAAUAUUCGGAAAUUCAAACUGUAAACGAUGAAACACGUUACAUAGUGCAAAAUCCAAAUGCCGCCAUGUCUUUGUUCAACAAAAAUCAUUAUGUCGGCGGGCAAUAUGUAUUCACAUCGGGCAAGAGGAUUUCAGGCGAUCGCUUGAUACUCAACUUCCAGGACUCAACGCAAUUCACCAAGGGUGAAGAUGUUGAGGCACUGUUACGUUACCCAGCCAAAGGCACCGAUUCCAAUAUUAUAACUCAGGUGGAAAUCUACGCGGCUGUUUCCUCAGAAGACGCGGAUACAUUCUUCGUUGAUGGCGGUAUUAACAAAUCGUAUUGUGAGAUACUUAUUGCCUGCAAUAAGACCAAUUUUGUCGAGUUUGAGAUGUUCAUUUAUGGUUAUUAGCUGUACGUAGUGUGUGCCGUUACAUUGAUAAAUAAUACAUAAAAUAAUUUUUGUUGAGCAAAAAUUUCUAUCUCUGGAAAACUUAAAGAACAAACAAAGUUGACUUAAUAAAACUGUGAUUUUAAGUGAAAUUGAAAUAAUGACAAUUAAAGAGAAACAAAAAAAAAAAACAAUAAUAAUGAUGCUACGUUGAGCGUAGUAACAUAUGUACAUCUUUGCUAUAAAAACUGAACUUGUUGAGUUUCCGCAAUAUUUUAUAUGAAUAAUAAUUACAAUAUAAAUAAUAAUAGGUUUGGCGUAAUA